Colletotrichum spaethianum is the source of this 630-nucleotide messenger RNA. RefSeq names its product NAD(P)H-dependent FMN reductase LOT6. NCBI's taxonomy places the organism in Eukaryota, Fungi, Ascomycota, Sordariomycetes, Glomerellales, Glomerellaceae. The coding region runs from base 1 to 630 and encodes 209 amino acids. Gene Ontology annotation, molecular function: oxidoreductase activity; FMN binding. The record is from RefSeq and is a predicted model, not a curated record. The transcript has a single exon. Gene Ontology annotation, cellular component: cytosol.
AUGAGUGCUGUCAAGAAAGUUGCCGUCAUUGCAACAAGCACCAGAACCCCACGCAUCGGUACCAAAGUUGCGGAAUUGGUCAAAGAUACGGUCACCAAAGAUGCUGUCGACAGCAGCAUCGAUCUAUCUCUUGUUGAAGUAGCCACCUUUAAGCUUCCAGUCUUCGACGAACAAAUCAUCCCUGCACAAGUCCCCGCCCUCGGCAACUUUGCCCACGAGCACAGCAAAGCCUGGAGCAGCGAAAUCGCCAAGUACGACGCAUACAUUCUUGUAAUUCCCGAGUACAACUCCGGACUUACAGGAGGCACCAAGAAUGCCAUCGACUACUUAUACAAUGAGUGGAUUGGCAAGCCGAUUGCCGUUGUCAGCUAUGGUAUUAUGGGCGGCCACUCGGCGUCGGCUCAGGCUCAGAAAACGCUCGAGGGCAUGAAGCUCCGCGUCGUGCCCACUCGCCCAGCACUCGCCUUUGUUGGCGGUGCCGGCCCAGACCUGAUGGCCGCCAUGGGUCACGGCGAAAUCGGUGAAGAAUCGCGAAAGCAAUGGGAGGCGCAGGCGAAGACAAUUUUGAAGGCGUUUGGGGAGUUGAAGGAUCUCCUCAAGGCGCCAAUUAUCCACAAGACCGGGAACUGA